Anopheles funestus (African malaria mosquito) is the source of this 3144-nucleotide messenger RNA. RefSeq lists its product as uncharacterized. The coding region runs from base 1492 to 3144 and encodes 550 amino acids. The record is from RefSeq and is a predicted model, not a curated record. NCBI's taxonomy places the organism in Eukaryota, Metazoa, Arthropoda, Insecta, Diptera, Culicidae. The transcript is spliced from 3 exons.
GCUAAUGUGUCUCGGCUAAUGUGUCUUGGCUAAGGUGUCUUGGCUAAUGUGUCUUGGCUAAUGUGUCUUGGCUUAUGUAUCUUGGCUAAGGUGUCUUGGCUAAUGUGUCUUGGCUAAGGUGUCUAGGCUAAUGUGUCUUGGCUAAUGUGUCAUGGCUAAGGUGUCUUGGCUAAUGUGUCUCGGCUAAUGUGUCUUGGCUAAGGUGUCUUGGCUAAUGUGUCUUGGCUAAUGUGUCUUGGCUUAUGUAUCUUGGCUAAGGUGUCUUGGCUAAUGUGUCUUGGCUAAUGUGUCUUGGCUAAGGUGUCUUGGCUAAGGUGUCUUGGCUAAGGUGUCUUGGCUAAUGUGUCUUGGCUAAUGUGUCUUGGCUAAUCUGUUUCGGCUAAUGUGUCUUGGCUAAGGUGUCUUGGCUAAGGUGUCUUGGCUUAGGUGUCUUGGCUAAUGUGUCUUGGCUAAUGUGUCUUGGCUAAUGUGUUCGUUCUGAUCUGUCAUUCUGAUCGUUCGCUUGUGGCUAUCUCACGCUCUGUUUUUUACCAGUAUUUUUGUGUGCAAAUCGUAACUUAUCGUUAUCUGUGCAUAUACAUGGUCUGUGUUGUUUCCUGGUGAUCAUUCCUGUUAUAUCCCGAGAGAUCCUCCUGUGAAUCUGAAGCAGUUAUUUGCGUUUGUUUAUCGUUCCUGUUUGCUGUUAGUUGCAUCUGCAGUUCGUCGCUAUGGCCGCAUCGUGUCCUUCGUGUCUGCAAUCGGUAAUGGGAGAAAGUGUUUACUUGUGUGCUGGUCUAUGCAAUAACACCUACCAUCAAGCUUGUCUGGGGAUCUCGGAUGAAGUUUUGACUGAAAUCCUGAAACCAGGAUCACAAUCAUCGUGGUCCUGCGCGAGCUGUACCGCCCUACGAGGCUGCAAAGCCACGCUGCUGGAGGAGUUUACGGAUAUUCUGUCCAACUUUAAAACGGUGUUGUUGAAUGAAUUUGAUCGUCGCUUAUCAGAAUCGUUUGCUGCAAUUAAAAGCGACAUUCAGACAACGGUCAACAAACGAGACGCUAAUUCGCACACCAUCACGCAGCCUGUAUUGCAAAACGCUCACCUGUUGGAUAUGCAACCUACUCUCUGCAACACUUACACACCGCUCAGUACACGAAAUAGUGACACUAGCACAUCGAGGAAUGCUCCGAAACGUAAUGCGCCUAAACGUAGGCUUGUUGAUUACACUCCACCGAAAACAUCUUCUACCGACAGUGCCGCACCAUUGCUUUUAUGCACGGCUCCCAUCUUAACACCGUCUCGUGCCUUACCAACGGUCCCACCAAAGGAACCGAAAUUUUGGUUGUAUUUGACCCGCAUCGCAAAACGGUCACGGACGCUGAUGUAAAAAUAAUGGUCGCUCACCAAUUAGGCAUCGAUGACGUCACAGUAAUAAAGCUGCUGCCACGGGAUCGCGAUAUGAGCACACUCACCUUUAUAUCAUUCAAGGUCGGGCUGUCGCUGGCGAUCGAAAUAUGGAUAACAGUCUUUGCUCUCGGGGCGGUGGAGUAUUGAUCGCAUGCUCUGCUAUUCUCACCACUUCUGAAGUUACGCAUACUUUUCCAUCGCUCGAGCUUACCUGGAUUUGUAUCAAGAUGAACCAUGUAUCGGUGUUCAUCGGUGUAAUUUACAUCCCGCCUGAUCGUAGAAAUAGUGAAUCCAUCCUGCAUGCUCUACACGAGAGCGUAAGUGUAAUUUUAGAGCGGAUGAAACCCUCUGAUUUGCUGCUGCUGCUGGGUGAUUUUAACACCCCAAAUCUCUGUUGGAGCGUAUCGCCUACGGACACCAAAUGCUACAUUCCUGCUUCAACUUCCGGUAACGACUGGCUACUUACAGACGGUAUGACCCUUAAUGGACUGUCACAGAUUUCGGGAGUGAAAAAUGUGAUCAACCGCCAACUCGAUCUUAUUUUUGCCAAUCCUUUGGCCGCAUCGUCCUGCUCUAAUGUCUGGGAAUCAUCUACACCGCUGCUUAAACUGGACAAAUACCAUCCUGGACUGGAAUUUACCUUGUCAAUCCCAUCGAUCAUACCGGCUCCAACCAGACACAUUCAUCGAAAUCCUGACAUGAACAGAAUCAGACGUUUUAAUUUUCGUAAACUUGACUACCCUACCUUCGUACGGAUCGUAGCUAACUCGGACUUUAACUUCAUCGAAUCUGCUGCAACAAUUGACGACGCCGUGACUCAACUGAACAAUGUUAUCCUUUCAUCCUUUGCCUCUUGCUGUCCUUUUCAAUACCCUCCCUCCAACCCGUUGUGGUCGAACAGGUGUCUUAGAGCUCUUAAAGCUGACAAGAAACGCUCGUUCCGGGCUCUAAGACGUACUCGUACAUCCCAUGCCAUACAAGUCUAUAAAUACGCUUCGACUGCAUACCGUAUCUAUAACAGGGCAUGCUAUAAAUCAUACCUGGCACGCCUUCAGUUUAGAUUUUCCAGUGGCCCUCGAUCAUUCUGGCGUUAUGUCAAUGCUCGUCGCAAAACCAACGGCAUCCCCUCCACUAUUUCCCUGGGCAAUGACGUGGCUGAUACACCCCCUGGCUGCUGCGAACUGUUCGCUAGGCAUUUUUCUGGCGUGUUCGUUGAUCCAUGCAGCAGUACAGUGUCUCUCUCGGAAAGCUUGUCCCUCACACCUAGCAACGUUUUUAGUUGUAACACAGUCGAACUAAAUGUUGAAGUGGUUCUACAAGCCCUAACAAAACUUAAAUUUUCUUUUGCACCAGGUCCAGAUGGAAUACCAUCCUGUGUCCUAAAGAAAUGUAGUGCCUUUUUUGCGCCAAUUUUGCUUCGUCUGUUUUCAAGAUCGUUUCGUGAUGGUAGUUUUCCAUCUAUUUGGAAAACUUCCUGGAUAUGUCCUAUCUUUAAAAAAGGAGAUCGUUCAGUCGCGUCCAAUUUUCGUGGUGUCGCAAUCCUUUGUGCUAUGUCUAAACUCUGUGAAUCCAUCGUCCAAUCGUAUAUCCUUCCUAUAGUGACUAAGUACAUUUCUCCCCACCAGCAUGGCUUUAUGCCUAAACGUUCUACUUCGACAAAUCUUAUGUGUUUUGUGUCUUUUGUGAUGUCCCAUAUCGUUCGUAAAAGUCAAGUAGACGUAAUUUAUACCGACUUUAAAGCAGCCUUCAAUACUUGUUAG